Molecule: messenger RNA, 19718 nt
Organism: Pocillopora meandrina
Lineage: Eukaryota; Metazoa; Cnidaria; Anthozoa; Scleractinia; Pocilloporidae
Source: the annotation of a GenBank genome assembly
GAGUGCAGGAACCACACAGUUCUAAACGAGGCAAGCAGAUCUAGGUUUUUUACCAACUACAUCGUUAGCGCCAGUGAUACCUCGUUAACGGGCUGGUUUACGUACAAUGGCUCAGCCGGUACGCGUAUGGCUACAACCUGCGUUCCCGCUGAUCACUGCGGUACGUUCGUUCCCGGAUGGCUGGCGGGUAACCAUCCAAGUGUAGAUGAAGGUGUAGUAGUACGAUCAGUAUGUCUCUCCAAGUCGCAAGUUUGUUGCAUGACAUCUGUGAGCGUACUUGUGAGGAACUGCAGCGGCUUCUUUGUUUACAAACUGGACGUGAAUUCAAGUUUCAGCUUUACUUUUCGAGUGUGUGGAAGUGGUAUCGAAGGUAAUGUAAUAUUCUCUGACCCCUUUUUAUCAAUCGCAUUUGUAGAAGAAAAUCCUCAGAGAUUACAUUGUGAAUACCUCCUCCAUCGUCUGCUAUCCACCUGAAAAUCAUAACUACGAUAUUUCAGGCACUUUGUUUUUGCCUUUUUUAUUAAAAUAAACGUUGUUUGCAGUUGUUUGAGAAAUAAAAUGAGUUCUUUAUCGAGAGAAGGAGGAGGCUUCAUCCAUUUUGCGUCCCACAGGGGCGGGAUGAGUGUUAGUCAACUUGACAUCCGACAUUUAAAUUCAAAGGCUUGCUGAUACUGACUUUUAUUCGUAAAAUCUGGAAAAAUUUACUCACAGAGUCUUUCUUUAUUUCAGGAUCAUUGCCGCCUAAGCAAGUACCAAUCAAGAAUAAGCCAGGUAAUUCAAGAAAGUUCAACUUGAACACAGACACUAGUAUUCUAUUUUCACAAUUGCAGCCUUUUUCCACGCCUCCUCUACUACAAAAUUUUGUAAGAAAGAUUAGAAACAUUCCCAAUUUUGACGCCAUCGUUACAAACUUUAAUGCUUUCACGGAUGUCAAGAUGAACAUGCGAUAUGAAAAAGAUUUACGCUUUUAAAAGAGUUAUCCGCGUUAAUUUUGUGAAGUUAUUUCAGUUCUUAUCGCAUUUACGAUAAUUGUUUACUUCGUUAAACCAAACAACACGAGGUUCAAUCUUGAAACAGAAACGUGUUGGCAAAAAUUGUGCCGAAACUUAUUAAGUUUGUUCAUUGCAAUUAAAAGAAUGAUAAACUCUACGUUUCAACUAAACAAAAAAUAUUCAUAUCGUCGAUUUCUAUUGUUUGUUUUGAUCACUUUUCGUUUGUUUGUUUGUUUAUUUAAUUGUUAUUAGGCGAUGAAUGCACCAACUACAACACACUCAACGAGCGUGAUAGAGCCGCAGACUAUUUCAGUUACAACACUUUGAAGUGUGAUGCCUACCUACCAAGUGGCUGGUACAGGCUGGCUGGCCGCGCAGGGACUGUUAUGCCGACACAUUGCGUGCCCAAAAUGCAUUGUGGUACUCUGUCGCCUGGCUGGUUGAAUGGCAAACAUCCAACUAAAGGGGAGGGUGUGGUGGAGCGUAUGGUUUGUUUUACAAAGGAUAACGAUUGUUGUCACUGGUAUAGUUUGGUGUUGAUGAAAAACUGCAGUGGUUUUAUUGUGUACAAAUUUGGACACUUUCCUACAGCUGUAGACUCCUGCAGCCUGCGAUACUGUGGAGCUGGUGAAACUGGUAAAUGACACGUAAAACAGUCAUGGACUGGUCAUUAUUUAUUGGCCGUGCAGGGGGAAAAAGUAGGAUGAAUUUGUUUGCGACCCCCCGUAAGGCUCUUCAAUAUUGUUAUGGUCCCCCUUUUAUUGGAAGUUGAUUGGCAAGCAAUUUUUUUCUAGUCCCCCCCCCCUUUAUAACAUGUGGGGGUCAACUGAUGCCCCUUUAAUUCCCCCUGAAAAUCAUGUGUUUCCGCCCCCCAAUCCUCCUUAUCUCGUCCUCCCAGGUGGUAAAUCACGGAUUUUUCCUUUAAAAGAAACAACCAAAGAGAUAAAACCGCGGAAACCAGAUUCCCCAUGGCUGAAUACUUCCAUUAAAUAUUUAGUUGUUAGAAGACUUUGAUCCCGAUAAAAUGAGGUAGUUUUAGUUUUGAAGCCAUUCGUAGCUACAAAUGGCAUAACCGUGGAUAGUACGCAAAGAAAGGUGACCCGAGACUGCCUACAUCGAGAAUUUUAUGCGUGGUAACCAACUUCGUCGCCUAUUUUUCUGAAUUUUUGGUAGGUUGCAGAGACAAAGAAGGAAACAGCUAUGACGUAUGGCAGAGUUGGAACCCAAAUCCUUUGUUUAAAUGUACAUGUGCACCCAAUCUUAAAGUCGAAUGCAAAAAAACUGAGUAUGGCUGCUGGGAUUCCCAUGGAAACGCUUUUGUAGAUGGAUACGAGUGGCUUAGCAACAACAUGACUAAGUGUACCUGUAGCUAUGGAAAGAUAACCUGUACCAAGCUCUCUCGGCCAACCUGCACCGAUGAGAAAGGCAUAGUGCGGGAACAUGGUACCCACUGGUUUUCCGGAUUCUGUUUCAAUUGCUCAUGCGGGGAUGGUUUGAUCAGCUGUGCGAAGUAUCGCGUGACUAUCAAGUAUGGGUUAUUCCAAGUUGAGACAAUUGGUAGAUGUAAACCAUGUCAUCAACCAAGUAACGAUAUUUUACCAACAGGGGAUGAGACAGUCGCUGCUUGCCAGGGUAGGUUUCAAUAAUAAAUGAAGUGUCGUUAUUAAAUCACUGCAAUGAUGAAAUAUGAUUGUUUGUUAUUUAUCACGUAGUUACUCUCGAUCUGAAUCACAGGUUUAUAUUGAUUGCAAACCCCCCCUACUAACAUAAAACAAAAUGGUCCCCACCUUAAUCAUUUGAACGAUGUGGAGCUAAAUCGCAGAGAUGGUAAGAGGCGAACAUGUAGUGGUGAGAAAUCAUCAGUUAUCGAAUCAAAUAUUGAAAAUGACUACUUUCCGGCCAAGUUGAGCCAAGUGUUUUUUCACACUUACCUCCCCAACUAGUAGAGAGAGCGACUCGUUUUGAUCAACCAACGAAUGACAUUUUCACAGUGCAAUUUUCCAUGUUAAAAGCUUCUUCUCUUUCCAGUGUUCUUUCAGCUCAUGGCUUCAAAUGAGGUAUUUGGUUGUUACAGUGGCGACUUCGUAAGGAAAGAACACGUGUGUAAUGGAGUCGCCGAGUGUCCGGACGCUUCUGAUGAGGCGCAGUGCCAGAAUGGUGAGUUAAUGAAUCCGGCUUUUUCAAGUAACUGAGCUUUCACUAAUCUAACCACACCAUAUACCUCUCCUCCCUUCCUCCCCAUUUUCCUCUUUCCUCUUUCCCCCCCAUCACUCAAACGAAAAAGAAAGGAAAAAAACCAUCAGAUACAAACUUAAUUAGAAAUAAAUACUAAUGAUUUCUAUUCCACGUUGUUGUUUUAGUUAUUUGUCGCGAUGAGGAAGGGCAGAUUCUAAUUCUAAAAGAUGUUUGGAAUGUAAGUUUUCAUACUUCUGGCAAACCUUGUAAAAAUUCCACCCUUAGAAUAACUAAAGCAGUACACUAAUUUAUCAUUUUUUUUUUUGUAAUGUCGGCUCGAAUAACAUUUGAAGAGUUCAUUGUUAACAUCAUUCCAGGUGUCUGACUGUCUCACCUGCGAGUGCACAGAGGGUCGUCUGAAAUGCCAGAGGACACUUCAAGUCAUCUUCCCGGGCAAACACCUGGCAUACGUACCUUUUACUGAGUCCUGUGAACAACCAGGGUGUAACGCUAUGGAAUUCAUGAAAGCCAGGAGAGAAUCUUGUGAAGGUACACGUAAGGUUAAAAGAGUUAAACUUAAUUUAAGCCGAGAGCUACAUUAGAGAUCACUUUAACCAAAUUAGCAUACACCAUCAGGAUUCGCUUAAUAGAUCUAUACUUAUCAAUAAAAGGCUGCUAAAUGUUGACUGGGGCGGAAAUUGAAAUCACCGCAAAAACCAUCCACAACUAUUAGGAAACCUAAGGAACUGGUCAUUAUUCAUCAGCCAGAGGGAAGGGUGGGAGGUUUUGGUUGGGUAACAAUAAAAUUUAAAGGAUUCCCCUCUAAGGCUCUGAAGUACUCCGAGAUAAAAAUUAAUGAGGACUGGUCCCAAACAUAUAUUUAUUUCAAAACGUGCGGUAUCAGCCAGGAAAAUUCAAAUCGAAAAUUAAACAAUUUAAGUAUAAGUUUAUACAAGGAUUAGCAUACAUUCCCGAUCAAGGAGACAUCGGUCAUAGUAAACAGUCUCCGAUCAUAUUUUCAAACAGUUGACAUUGCUUAGUUUUGCUUGAUUUUUUUCAUUGCUUUAUUUUUACUCGAGGAAACUGAUAAAAACAUGCCAUUCUCAAUUCUACUCUCCUAAAAUAAACAACACAGAGCAAUUAAAACUACCGUAUUCUACCACUUUAUAAUUUAGAUCAACCCCGUUACCUCUGACAUUGUAAUUUUUUCAUAUCCAUAUAAUGAAUAUUUCUUUACUCAGCGAUUGAAACCGUCGAAGGUGGCCAAAUUUUGUCACGAGGAGACAACUGGGACUACCAAGGGUGUCAAUUCCUCUUUGUAGGACACAAGAGGACCACAGGGUGCCCACAAAUGUCUCUAUCAACCUGUUAUAUCUACAAUGGAGCAGUCUGUUGUGCUGAGAAAUGCCCAGGUAAAAUAUUAUAGAUAUUGAACUGAUAUGCACGGCCAAUUGCGAAUGAGAACAACGGUUCCGUUUGGAAAGAAAACGAUGUUAAGCACUUUUCAUAUUGAUAAGGUCAUUAAUAAUAAAAAGGAGUUAUUUACAAGACAUUUGCUUUGUAAUUACCUCAUAUUUAAAUCUAAGCGAACUUAAUGGACCAUAAUAAUAACAAUAGUAAUAAUAGAACAUUCCACAAAGUGGCUUGUCCUCUCCACUGUUUUCGGGUCGAAUUUAAAUCAGGAAUGUCAGUUUUUGUCGAGGGAGAAAAACCGGAAGACUUGAAGAAAACCCUUGGAGCAAGGACGGGAAUCGAACCCAGACCACAUUGGUGAGAGGCGAGCGCUCUCACCUCUACACUAUUCCCACUCCCCGCUCUCCCUUCCCUAAUCCAAAUGAAUUAACAACAAUGUUAUGAUCUUUUUGGAACGAUUAUCUGUCAGUUUUCGAAAAAGGAAAACCAAAGUUAUGACAACAGCCAAUUGGAAUCAAGGUGAACAUGAGCAUUAGCCAAUGAGAAUGCAGAGUAAUAAUUGACAAAAUGCUAUAAGCGUCGGAUGAUUGACAUGAGUGAUUGACUGCUUUGCAUUUGAUUUGUACGUGCAGCGUGCGAGUUUUUUGGACCUAUCACAAAGUGGUUAGUGUAUUGAAGCAAAACGAAAGCAAUUACCAAUUUGCAUACAGCAUUUAAUUGAAAAAUUGCUCUCAAUUUCUCACUGAAGGCGCGUUUUGUAAUUCAUAGCACUCCCACAACUUGCAAGUCAGGUGCGCUGGGGUAUGAAAGUGUGUCCUGGAGAACUUCAGUUGAUAGCCAGUGAUGAUCAGUGUGACAUUAUCGGCCCGAGUUCCCUGCCGGGAAACGGCUCCUGUAAAACGGGUAAGUUUGAUUGAUUAGAGCGACUUCUAAGAGGCUUCGAUAUGGCUGGUCCAUCUUGAUAAAAUCUAGUUCUCAUUUUCAAGCUGUGUUAAUCUCUCCAUUCUCAGCAGAUGUUCUCUAUUUUAGGUUAUUAUUACUUUCUUUGUUGUUCGACUACCCUAGCAAGCGGUAGUUAAAUAAAAGUUAUUUUACACCUAAUUUGAGGUUGGUCCUUAAGACGUUUGAGAUAAAAAAAAAAUACCGAGACAAAGGUCAUUGACAGAUCGUUGAAUACAGAUUAAAGAAGGCAAGGUAUAUCGCCGAACAACUGCCGUCGUGACAUCCAAAUUUAUCUUUCACUAGUUUGUAUCGAACUGACUUAGGCUGUAUCGAAACGACUUAAUUUCUACGUGUUUUGAAUCGAUUUUGUCGAUGUGUUGAAUCGAUCUCUAUCAAAUCGAAUUUUAUGGAAAUGACCACACUCCUCACGACAUUAAUAUAACAUUACAAAUGAACCGAACAGAACGACCUAACUUCACUAACGGAUCAAGACCGACCAAUCAUGACCACCUACGCCACUUGAGUCUUCCAGCCGAUAAAAUCACGGCAAAAAUGACCAAUCAGUUUUUACAAACCGGAAUAAGAACAUUCGACUGACAACAACUAUUCUCUUGCCUUUGAUGAUGACUUCCGCUCAGGUUGUCGAAACGUCAGUCACCAUUACCGACAAUAGUCCUUAUCAGGACUAAACUCACCCACACGAUCAAACUACACUAUCACAUCCUUCUCUAUUAUAACCUAGUCGCUUGUCGAUAAUGGACGUGUGACAUAAAGUUUGUGAGUUCUCUCGGAGCAAAUGUUCAAAUGUUAAACAAAAACGUUUGUGCAACUUUGUGAAAGAACCGAUGUAUGGACGUCAGCGGCAGUUAAGAGAGAAUAAGUUAAUGAGACUGUAUGCCUUUGCAAGCCCUAUUUCAAACGUUAUCACUCUCAAGCUAUUUUUAGACCUAGGUAUUUGGUCUCUGGCAGAUUUUUUCAGUCCCUAUCUGCUGACGAUUUGUUUUUCAGAUGCCUUGGGUCAGGAUGAGGAUGUAAAUACAUAUAUCAAUGGAAGCACCUGGUCUAUUGGUGACUGCAUCGACUGUUACUAUCACAAUGGCGUUGUCUCGUGUUCUAGAACGCUGUCAGUCAUUACAUCUAAUGACACAAACACCGAUAACUGUAGUCAACCGGAUUGUGACGUAGCGGCGUUUUUGAAAGCAAAUCGAGGAAUCUGUAAAGGUAAGUGAUUGUGACGGUAAAGCCGAAUACCUGCGUAAAAAUGGGAAACGAGGAUUCUUCAAAGAGCUCUCAUCCUGUAAUUACAAGAGCUGCAAUUAAUUCUAGCUAAUUUUCUCUGCGAAUUAUCAUAUAUUUUGUACCUAAAGGCUUGUUUACCACCACAAUUCCUAAGAAAACUACCACACUAAAUUUAAGUUAUCUAUUCCCAUGUAAAUGACUUUUCUACAUUAUGUUAGUUUGCAUUUGGAGGAACCAAACCUAUCCGGAAGGCUACCGUUGGGCAGAGAAUGGAGUUGACUUCUUUUGCAGCUCAGAAAAGCAGAGAGUGAGGCAUGGAUGCUACUUGAAAGCUGGUCACGUGCAAUGUACAGGGGCUUUUACAGGUUUGUUCCAUGGGCCACUAACUAUCGAGACAUACAGCGUGUCAUAAGGACUUUAAGGGACAUACAUUUUUUUUUCCCCAGAAAAACAUGCUCCUUCAAGCUACCUUUUUAGCAUUCCCGCUUAGAUUUGUGGACGUCGAAAAAUAACUAUUCUGCUCUGCAUUAUACAAAAAACUUUUCCGAUAUUUUUUAGGCUGUUUGUGUUUCUACACUUUUUUCAGGAGUACGAAACUUAUCACUCGUAUCUGAUGAAAGACUGUACCUCUGUAAGAGUGGAGAUGAGAUAAGAUCACUCAACGACAGAUGUGAUCAGAAAGCAGACUGCAGGGACGAGUCUGACGAGAGAGACUGCGUUCAGUGUAAGUGUAAAUGGCACUGACUGAGACCUGGGAACUAGUCAUCAUUUUUCGUCUGGGGGGAGGGGUUCGGAGGAUAAUGGGGGAUCGUAUGGUUUUCUGGGGAACGGGAAGAUCAGUUGUCGUCAAUAGAAUAUUGCAAAUAAAAGAGGGACUUUUGGAAAAAUUGACUGCUAAUGAACUGCUGAUGGGAGGGGAUCAUGAGAAUAGUAAAGAGUUUUCUGGGGAAUCAGGUAAAUUUUGCGGCGACACUACAGAGUCAAAGAGUUUCCGGAGGCUGUCACCGGAAUUUGAACCGUAUCAUCCUGUAACGCGCGAAAAAGUUUUCUUCAAAAUUAUGAAGACCACUAAAUACUAGUUUUGCGAGAUAGAAAGGCAUAAAAAUGAGGAGAAUGAAGCGAAAAGAGACGACGAAGGUUGAGGAUGGAAAGGAUUGACAAUAGAUUGACAAUGACAAUACAUUGCUAAUAAUGAACUUGAAAAACUCUUCCAAGUUUGCUAAAAGCCACACGCGCAAAUCAGGUGAUACUUCCUAUACCACAUGAAAAAGGAAAGGAACUAAUCUGAGAAUAAAUAAAAUGGGCCAAGGUCUUGAAGCAUAAAUAACAAGUAAAAGAGUAAAAACAAAAAGGGUAAAAGUCACGUCAGUAACAAGAAACAGACAGUUAGGUCAGAUAAAGAGAAGAGCGCGGAAGAUUGCCAAACUAGCUUUUGAUCGCAAUAAACCUUCAACUGAUGUCGAGCACACCUUUUACCUUUAGGACCUGGUCAUUAUUGAUCACCCUGGUUGAAGUGGGGGGGGAAGAUGGUAGUGGUGGAUAAUUUUUGUUGUGGUGGUACGAUAAAGUUGGAAACCCCCCGAAAUCCUUCAACCCUCCUACUUUCCAGGCGAAAAACAGUGACUGGUGUUUGAUCUUCCUCUUAUAUUCAUGCUGAAUAACAUCCUAUUAUGCACUUUGAAGAUGUUGAUUACAGAAGGAAAAAAAAGCACUUAUGCCUUUUCAAGAAUAUUUUGUGUGAAAGCUGUUGUAAAAGGAACUUCGAAACAAUUAUUUCAGAUUUCUGUCCAUUUUACACGAAGUUCAAUAUUUACUGGGAAAGAACUGCCCUGAAUGAUAUUGUUGUAAGGAACUGUUCAGAGGUGGAUCCAGAGUUAGGAGGUAAGAAAAAUUUUUUGAUACGCUUCGUCGAAAAUUGUUAUUUUGUGAUUGUGCUCGACACAAAUUUAAUUCCCAAGGUCUGAUUGUUAAUUCUCCCCUAAGCUUCCACGCGUUACCUUGUGAAUAAGCUACAAGAAUUUGGUGCGAGAUGAAGGCAACAGAUUCUACCCGUUAAGUUUUAGUGUUCUCAUUACCUGUUCUCUGGGUAGUGUAUGUAUAUGACAGUGAGAAGUUACAUCUUAAUCACUUCUGGGAUUAAAAGGGUUUAAAGGAAACGAUAUCACUCCUAGAAGUCAAAAGCAGUGCCCAGAUGUACGUAGAAAACAGUUUCCUGCUUAGGUGCACUUCACAUGGCAUUUUUUUUCUCCGAGCAAGGAGUAUGAUCACUUGGGUGAGGAGAGCACGUCCUGAAAAGUCAGUAACAUUGACCGAACCGCUUCAACAAAUUUUUCUUAAAAAGGAAGUGAAUUGACUUUGACUAUCAUUUCGUUUAUCGAAAUUUCAGUCAUGAGCCUCGGCCAGUAACAGUAAAUGUCUUUCCUCAUCAGGAGGAUUACGUGACCCAAUCAGUUGUUAUUCCAAGGUCCAGACUUUGUUCUGUGCUUGUGUUAAUUUUUCUACCAUAUCCUUUCAUUGUGUAAACCCGAUACAAAAUUGAAGUAGAUCUAUGGAGCUUACUUCGUCAGGCAUCCGCGUAGGCUUACAGCAUUUGCUGUCGGUUGUACUUGUCAUUCAAUUAGACUUUGAAUCACCAUCAUUAGAGUGUUAAGAUAGAAUUAAUAUUGUUGUGCCUCAGGAACGUGCUUUUCAUUUAUUUAUUUUUAUUUGGCCACAGGAUAUUUCACGAGCCGUUGUUCUUCACAAAAUGGUCGUAUGACAACGUGGAGUUUCAAAGAAAGCUGUUUUUGCGAAAAAAAAUCUCUUCGUCAGGAAUUCAGGCAUGAAGUAUGUAGUAGCUUGAUUCCGAUGUAUUCUAAUCCUUAUAUAGGUUAAUAGGUUGUAUUCUAAUCCGCGGUUGUUUGAAACGCGAUACAUGACUCAAUUGGAAUAGCAAAUAAAUAAAUCAAGCUUUUAAUUUAUUUCCAAUUUUUUUUUUGUUUUUGUAAGUGGGGGGACGGUAAGCUUCUAAAGAAACUUUGGUGUUGCGUCAAUGAGGAAUAUAACAACUAAGAUAAUUUGGUAUUGUCAGUUGAGUUGCGUAUGUAAAUCGGCCAUCGUAUAGGGUUUGUAGAAUUCGUCGUUCACUCUGACAAAGAGCUAACGCGCGAAACAUCAGAUUUAGAACUCUUUACAGUGGCCAUGAACCAAAUGCCGUAAUUAAAAUAGUUGGUUUGAUUCGCGCUCGUACGAACGAAGAAGUUAAGAUGAUCGUCAUCAUGUUUGUCAUAAAGUUCAUCGGGUAAACAACUAAGUUUGCUGGAACUAAUAUAAGGCUUCUCUCUAUUCAUUUUCAGCUAUCCAUAAUGAAUCUAACAAACAUUUUGGAACUAACAAGAGCAUUUGUGAACAAGGCCACUAACUUUACAAACAAAGAACUGUUCUUUAAUUAUCUGAGUCUUUGGUUUAAAAGUGGAGCUCUUCUACUAAAUCCAGUCAACCGUUCCAACGAUAUGGUGACACUCAAUUUCUCACAGGUACGAAUUUCAGCCUUAAUCAUAACCAUUACAAUUUGCUCAAACGUGAUUGGUGCAUCAGCUGCUUUAUAUUUCACUAAUCAUUCUCUACAGUUGUAAUCGGACAGUUGGUUGUUAUCGGAUACCUGUAAUCGUAAAUUUGAAAUAGCCGACCAUGCUAAGUCCACUCAGCUAAAUCCACCAAUCACAGAAUUAAUCAGAAUAUCCAUAGCAACAAUCACUUACCCUUAAAAGAAAACUGGGAAAUUUCCAAAUUUUUUGCGUUAGACAUUGUCCCUAUUGGAGAUCUUUGUCCUAAAUGUUUUUUUUCCGAAAUUUUAAUGGUUAUGAUUAAUUAAUUGGUAACAGGACUUCUUGUCGUCCAAUUCUGUCUGCAAUCAUACUCGUGAUUGACAAAUCGGACUCUCGCCUCGCGCUCGUCCGAUUUUGUUAAUCACUCGUACGAUUACAGACCGAAUUGGACUCCGCUCGGUCCUAUUACCAUUAUUUAUUACCAAAUGACAGACUUUACAUUCUUUGUCAGUUUGAAAUUAAAUACGCGCCUACUUUUUUAACGAAGAACAUAGAAACUGUUUUUUAAAGGUAUGGGUAUUUUUUUUAAUAAAUCAGGUAAAAGUCUUCCUUAGAGGUUUGAUUUAUCUACACUAGUUAUCAAAGAAUUAAAGAAACUCUCAUGGACCAGUCGCGUUUAAUAACCUUGGGGUGAGGGGUCGAAGGAUCUUACAUUGGGAGAUUACAUUAAUUUCAGGGGAAACGGAGGGAGGAAUUAGUCGUCGCCAACAGUGUCUGCAAGGGUGGACCAUUGAAGAAAUGUAAAAUGGUUUCCGUGUUUACAUAGCCUGAUAAAAACACGUGGGAGGUUGGGAGAACACGAGAUAAGCGUAGGAAACCACGACGCGAAGCGGAGUGGUUUCCAGCUUAUUGAGUGUUCUCCCAACCUCCCAAGUGUUUACAUCAGGCUAUGUAAACAAGGAAACCAUUUUACAUUUCUUCAUUAUAAAAUAACUAAUGAAAGAGCCUCUUCUUGCAACGAAGGAAAGCGACGUGCUUGUUGUUGUUGUUCAUUUGGCUUUUCGGCCGUUUCUUGAAUACUGGGAAAAUUAAACUCCAAAGAAAAAUUAAGAAAAUCUUCUUCUUCCAUUACUGUACUCAAAAUAAAUUUAAAGAAACUGAGUUACUGCUAAAUAAAUAGCAGGGAGAACUCCGCGAGAAGAUUCAGUAUGAAAACCGUGUUUACAUACGCUCAUGUAAAAUGGUUUUUAUGGCCAAUCAGAGGGCACGUACUAUUUGAAUUAUUCUAUAAAAAAGAUUGACUGUCAACGAGAGAGGGGGGAUCAUUAGCAAUACUAAAGAGCCUGGGAAUCAUAAUGUGACACAAAAUCCUGACCCCCACCCUGGUGAUAAAUUGUGACUGCUCCCUUACUGGAUUUCGAAAUGCAGGUACAGAGGGUAGCCUUUUUUAAUGAUUGUCUAGGGGUUCAUUUUCUUAUUGACCUCUUAUAGGAUUGCGAAUUAUGAGCUAAUCAUAUAUGUUCUUUCUCUCAAGGCCAUGUUCCAAACAGCUCAAACCGAAAACGUUUUCAAACCUCAGUCAGACUCCUUUUGUCCCAAAAAAGUGGUAAGCAUGCGUGAAACAUACUGUAAGAUAAGAAAACGCAAAGCUAAAACAAGAAAGUAAAUAGACACGCAACAUAAUAAAACAGUAUUUGAUAAGACUUCUGAUUUGAAAGUAAUAUUCCAUCUAAAAGACUUGUUUAUAAUUCUUGAAACAAAAUUAACCAACUUUAUUAUAUCUCCGAGACUUAGACUAAGUUAGUACGUCCGCUAUAAUUGGGUAAUUUAAAGGGCCGUGUUUCACUGUACAGCCCUCUCAAAUCAAAGUUUGUUUAAAUUGAAAUCUUUCACCUCUACUUCACCCCAGAGAUAUUAUAGAUAUCUUGGCUAACCUCGUUUUCUCGGUCUGCACUGCAAGUUACGGAACCUCGUUCUUCCGCUCGGAUUUAUAAAUAGGAGCGGGAAAAGACUCGGUCUGUAACUUCUACUAUCGACCUCGAACUCGGUUAGGAUGAGGUAAGUGUGGUACACACCUUUAAAGGAGCUACGCCACAUCAAGGUUUUCUUUUAGGGGGUGUUAAUUUUUUACUGACGUAGAUGAGCAUUAAAGCUAGAUGGCUUUAACCAAUUCGAAAACGAUCAAGGAUAAGGAUUGUUGAGAAAAACUAAAUUAAUCGCAAAAGACGAAAAUCCACAAAUGAUGACAAAUGUGAUUGUAAGUGCCCCUAAGGCACGGGUUUAUCCCUUGUUUUGAUUUAGUAAUCGUUUAAUUAAUAAUCUGUAAAAGUCACACUAGGUGCCACGUCACGCGUUCCGUAAGUAGUAUCGCAUUUCCAAACAGAACGGAUCUAUUGUGCAAUUCAAUAAUUCGAUCGAUUUCGCAAGCACUCGUGGUUUAAUAGAAAGAAAUUGUCUGUCGUUUUUAUCGAAGGAAGGAAAGGUCUUUUUUGUGUCAACUCUCGCCAGAUCCGGCAACAAUGUAAGUUUAAUUUACUUCGAGUGUUUCUAUAGCUAAUUUCUUGUCCCUAAUUUUGUGAAUCAAUUAUUUUUAGCUUCACGGUCAAAUACGACAUUUAAUAAAGGAGGCGUUUAACAGAGAGAAAUUGGGGCGAUAUUUGUUGUGUCGAUCAGUGAGAUUCGUACGGUCCAGCUAGCGGCGAUCAAGCGUCGCUAUAGUGAUAAUGAUGAUGAUGAUUAUGAUCUAAUAAAUCCGUGUGGCAUACUGGACCAUUCGUCAUCGCUGCCUUAGUUCAGAUGUUUACGUGGUCCAGUUUGUCCACUGUUUCCAGGUCGAAUUUUGAAUUUGAAUGUUGGUAUUGAGGAGCGAAGAAAUCUGGGGGACAUGGAGAAAACCCUUGGAACAAGGCCGUGAACCGACCAUGAUUAACUCGACACCAGGCCCAGAACCGACCAUGAUUAACUCAACGCCAGGCCCGGGAAUCGAACCCGGGACACGGUGGUGGGCGGCGAGCACUCUCACCACUGCGCCACUCCCCAGUUCUUCAAACUCGAUUUGAGAAAUUUCAAACUAUAUAAAAAAAAACUUUGCCAUAAAUUUGAGUUUCUAUGGAUGUCGGACUUUUUUUAGUCACUAAAUUGUUACCGUCUUUGUUGUUUUCGCAGACGUACUGGCAGCGCUGGUCAUUAAUGCAAGAUAUCAGGGAAUUUAAUUGCGGGGCCUCAAAUCUGACGCAUACCUUCCUGUUCUGUUUCACUCCGAUACCGAUGGAAUAGUAAGUCAAGUAAAGACCAAUUACUUUAAACUAAAGUGAAAAUACGUAGUGCAAUAAUACUGACAAGUGAACGGCAAUUGCUAGAGAGAUGCAUAAAAAUAAGCCAGAAAAUUUUAAGACUUCUUAACCAGAAUUUUUUUUUUCAUCAUCGUAGCUCAUCUACAACGAUGAUGUUAUUAAUGCUUGUUAUCACCUGCAUGAAAACUAUUGAUUCGAGGGUUUCAUACAAAUCGAGAUUAAGUUGAAAUAGUGAGUGAAAUUCGUAGACUUAAAUAGACAUUGAUCGACUUCAAGUGUCUUUUUGGUCGAAUUCCGCUGAGCAGCUCAUCCCAAUUCCCAUUUUUUUCCCUCACGUAGUAAGUGAUGUAACGCAUUGUAUUUAAAGCAACACAGCAGUCAAACAUCGCCCAUGCUCGAGAAGAACAAUUCCGGCCGACCGCACGCGAAUUUCCCGUGGAAAAUUUCGAAGAAAAACAUUAGAAACAAAAGAUGCCUUGAAAAAGAAGCGAAAGAGAAUGGAACCUUUCAUAGAAAUCUUUAAAAGGAAACAAAAUUAGGGAAAAUAAAAACUCGAGAUCACACGCUUAUUCAAGUACGGAUAUCCUGUUGAUUUACCAUUCUGUUGUGACAGAGCAAUUAGCAAUCGCGCGUCAUCCGCAAUUUAACUAUUCCUUCUUACUUUGCCUUGAUUGGUUUCGGAAACCCGGGCCAAACUCUUAACCAAUCAGAAUCACCAUUAAAACCAGUCGUAACAAAUCACUCGCGUUUUCCCGCGCUCCAGACAGCUUGAAGUCUCAUUGGCUUCCUGCAAUAUUUUCCUCAACCCUUUUUGGCUGUUGGUAUCUAGUUUUUGUUUUACGAUACCCAUGGGAAUGCUCUCGCGGUUUUGAGAACAUUAAUUGUAAAGAAUGGACUCAUUCCUUAUUCAUUGCCGUUUUCCAUGGAAUUUAUUCCCGUAUACUUCUGUAUAUCCUAUAGUGUAUUUCCUCUUCCAUUUAUCGGAGGCAACUUAAGCCCAGAAUCUCCUCCUAUAACUAUCCAUUGGCUGCGAUCGGUUCUAAAACUGAGGAUUGAUCCAAAUCAGCUGUCCUUAGGAAGUGAUACUGUCAGCUCCCUUUCACUUCCUCCGGGAAACAUCACUAGCGAGGUGAGUAAUGCACCAAAGAAAAAAGGCCGCCGCGAAUUCUAACGUACGAGGGAAACUGAUAAUGUCUGAAAAAUUCCUUUUGAGGGAAAUGACCUCAAAUUUCAGUCAGGAUAUUUGUGUUAAUUCUCUCAAUCCUAAGAGUAUCGACUUAAAAGAAAGUUUUUACUUCAAUAUCCACCUAUCUCUAAUAAUAAUAUAGGUACUCAUGGGUUAUCAUUUAAUUUCAUACUGAAUUCUAAACCCAAUCGAACUCACUCAUACUUUUCUCAAAAUGACCUUUAUUGAGAGCGCAUCUACCUUAUCAAGCGAAAUUUAAGGAGGAAAGCUUUGACUCAAAGAGCACCUCCUGUUUUUCUCUCACUAGAUGAAUUUCAGUCGCGUACUUGUUCCUCUUCAACGUUUCAACUGUGCUUGGAUUGAAUAUGACGUAAGUCAAAUAACUUUUAUUGUAAACGGUAAAGAGUUAGAUCGUUGGUGCUGCGGGGGGGGUCGGAUACGCCUUUCAUUCUUUUAUGCAGUAAAUUAGUGGCCAGUUGCCAAUGUUGCGGAAACUUUCGUUGGUUAAAUCAUUCAAACUUAUUUUCUCAGGUGAAUGGAACGUUAAAAAUCACAGCCAGGGAAGUUAGAGAUGAGGAAAAAGAGAGGAAAGCUAUGGCUAAAAUUCACCUGGAUCUUAUUCUCAGCGGCAUUUCUACAGUGGUUGUCGUAAUUUGCUUAAUACUGCUUUCCUGCCUAAGGUACUCAGUCAGUUUGAUACUCAGAAGCGUGACUAAUGUGCCCAUCAAUUCGACGUUUCAGCAUCCCCAGGGCACCUUACUGGCAUUUGAAUGUCGUCUGUAACCGGGGGAGGGGAAAUCGAACCUUGUAUGGGAUGGGGUGGGGCAUUUGAACUGCAAGUGUCAAUUCUUAUAAACGUAAUAAACGUGUUUUAAAGUGUGAGAGAUUAUUCAGCGUUAAUUGAUUUCCGGUUGAUUUUUUGCGAUAAGUGACAGAUGAUUGAACAAUAGGAUCAUAUUAUAUAUUUAAAAUGAGAGAGACCAGAGCGAAGGACAGAAAAACGGUGAGAGAGAGUGGGAGAUUAAGUUGAUUUUAUAAAAUAAAACGUGAAGUUUCGGAACAUAGCAGAUUCUUUAGUCUCAUUUCCGACAAAAGGAGGUGUUUAAAAGUAAAGAGUCUGCUUUCGUGAGCUUUUUCGAGCGCAAGUUUGGCCUGUGGGGAGGGGGAUUUGAACACGCUUAUCUUCUAAAGUUCAAACGCCAGGGGGGAUAUUGAAGCUUCGAAUUGAUCAACGCAUAACACAGUAGUCGGACUGCCUGACUGACGACUUACCGGUUGACUGCCUAACCGGCUGAAUGACUCGGCUAUCUUACUGACUGACUGUCUGACUAACUUACUUACUGAUUGACUGACAGACAGACAGACUGAUUGUUGUCUGAUUUGCUGACGGUGCACUGACGAACUGACUGACUGGCUGGCUGGCCGUCUGACUGAUUGACCGACUGUCGGAUCGACCGACUGACUGACUGAACAACUGACCGACUGACUAACUUACCAACUAAAAGAGUGACUUGCUCGCUUGCUGUCGUACGUUCAAAUGUGGAUUGACUUCCGACUGAUAGACCAGUAGUUAACAGUUAUAUAUAUAUGUCUGACCAGCCGAACUUUGAAAUGUACAUACCCUUUGGUCUGCAACUGAUUUAAUAACACAAACAUUAAUUGACGAUGAAGUACCGACUAUAUAGCUAACGGAGUGACCUCUUUUCUAACACAGGAUAAGAAACUCCGAGAGAAUAUUUGUUCAUAAAAACCUUUUAAUAUCCAUAUGCCUGGUUUACAUCGUGAUGAUCUUAGACUCGUGGAUUUUUACAAACAGGAAGCAGACACCGGUGAGUUUUACUGAUCAUGAUUCUUAUGAAAAAAUCCCGGUAUAAGUAAUGUACGCAAUGGCUCGAGCAGGGUCGGGAAAAGCUGCACAACCCAGCGUAUGUCCCCGCGAGAUGUGAGGAUGAAAAUAUGUAAGAAGUGAGGAAGAACGAGAAAGAAGGCGGUCCCAUUAUGAAAUGCGUAUUGACAGGCAAUGUCGGGUCGAACCGUGUGGACCAAACGCAGCGAAGUGCGUGAGUUGUCACCACGAGCCAAAUGUUUUCCGUCCGGCCCUCCCGCUCAGAUAAUAAGAACACAUCGUUUCCUUGAUAGGUUUUAGCAAAUCUUGUAGAAGCCUAUACUCCUUGUUUAAAUUGGAUCUUUUUUCAGCUUGAAAAACCCAGAUUAAUAUGGCACCUAGACAUUUCUUUCUUUUUUUUUUUUUCUUCAUGAUAUCGUAGAAAUUAUGUUCAGCUAUAGCUGUCCUCCAACAUAUAACACACACCGCUAUUUUCACGUGGAUGUUGGUUGAAGGAAUUCAUCUUUACAUCAAGCUGGUGAAAGUGUUUUCAGUCCACAAGCUCUAUAUCACAUACGUUGUCAUCGGGUGGGGUAAAGCUCUGUUUACAGCUUUUAUCAUCUCUCUCAUUUGAUACAUGCACUAUGAUCAGUCAGCCCAGCGGACCUUAGCGGCCCAUUAAUUACUGUACCGCCCUCUAAACUUCAAUUAUUGUUUGAAUUUAAAUCUUCUCCCUCUUUUCAAACCCAGAGUUUUAAUAACUAUCUUACUAACCUCGUUUUCUUGGUCUGUGCCGUAAGUGAUGGAACCUGUUUUAUUUUUUCGCUCUAAUCUAUAGCCCAUACUUUUUGCGCUUGGGCCAAAAGUCCGAGAGAAAAAAAACUCGUUUCGUAACUUUCAAUAAAGACCAUGAGAACGAGGCUACUGAGAGGAAUGUAACUAAGAUGCUCUACCUCAGUCUUACCUUAUAUAAUGUAGUGCGUGGUGUUAUCAUGGUUUUUCUCUUUCUAUGGUGUUUUACGCGACAUUAAAAGCGGUGUGACCACAUAUAGUAGUUCUGCAACACUACUGCCGUUAGACUUGACAUUAGGAUCAUAACCGGAAGGAAACUUUUGUUUACAAUCAGAUUAACCCAUAAGCGGGGGCACUUUGAUCUGGGAUUUCACAGUAUAUCAACCUCCUUUGACCACAGGUCUACCAGUUGUUAUUGUGGGUCUAAUAGCAGCCAUCAGACCUGUGACAUAUGAUAUGAGCAAGACAUACUACAAGGACGUCAUGUGUGGAUCACUGAAACUUUCAGCCGAGAUUAUACGUGACAGGUUAGUAUAACUCUCCAACUUCCACGAUUAGGACCAUUAGCUGUUUCUUUUAACUGCCACACUUUUCCUUUUCAGAGGCCGAUGUGUUUGAUUUAUAAUGUUUUGAAUGUCUUUUUUUUUAAUUCUUUCGGAUUGUAAAGGUUUGGUUCACAAACUUUUCUAUAUCGAUUUUUCUAUUACUGUAUUUUCUAUUUUUUUCCUUUUCAUUUGCAACAAAGCGGAAAGUUGCAAAUGAAUAAGUUAAAUGCAUUGAUCUGCUUUCCUUUUUCUUUACUUAGUCAUGUUGGAAUAUUAUAAUCUUUUCAAGGUGCUGGCUUAAUGACGGUGAAUGGCUGCAUAAAGGACCAAUCUUGGCAAUUCUCGUGGUAGGCUCAACUUUCUUUCCCAAAUCAACUUUUAAGUAAUUGUUUAUGUGUUUUUUGAAAAGUCCCGCUUUUUUCUUAGACCAUUGAUUAUUUACCGCCGGGGGGGGUGAAGAAUAAAUAAUGACCAUGAACACCUUUAUAUCUGUUUCUUUUGAGUUCUCGUUUAACUCUUUUGAUACUUUCCUUUGUUCUGCUACACCGUUUCGACUAAGGCGGCUGGGUUUUGUUCUUGUGACUUUCAAUCAAGCGCUCCAACUUACUGUACUUCAAACGACCAAGCAGACACAUGACAUGAAUAUCAGAAUGUUUUUUAAGGUCAAACACUUUUCAAUUUUUUAUUUCCAGGUCAAUCUUGUGAUAUUUGUAAUUCUGCUGAGAGUUAUCUUCACCAAGAUAUCGGACAAAUAUCAGACUGAUAAUGUAGAGAAGACCAGGUAAGUUUCUUCUUUUGUUUUCUCAUUCCUGUUUCCUUUCUUUGAUGUAUAUAUAUAUUUGCUUAUGAUCUAGUAAAAGAGUCAGAUUUGUGUUGUAUGUGUGAUUUUUUUUAAUUAACAAGCUCUUUUAACUAGAUGCUAUUCACUAAGAUAUUCGCGAAGGGCUAAUAGAAAGUGGCAAAUAUGUUUUCUCCCACAUGCGCACAGAAUAGGAAAUGCUGUUUAGAAGUAUUUGAAAUUGAGCUAUGCUCUUCUAUGUUCUGUCGCCAGAGAAACUGAGAUAAACUUCAGUGGUGGUUCCAUGGCUCUUUGAACGUUUGGCAGUCAAUGUCCCCCCCCUUUACACUCUGUUGGCGACAACUGAGCAUCCUUCCGUUCCCGCUGACAACCAUGUCAUACCCCCCAAAAAAUCCUCCGUCCCCCUCCCCCCAGUGAUCGAUCCCUUAAAGGUUCCUUUAAUCUUACAGAAAAGGAUUGAGGAGCAUCGCAGCUCUACUGCCCCUGUUGGGUGUCACGUGGCUGCUGGGGUUCUUUAUCCACUGGAGUGAAGUCCUUGCGUAUUUGUUCAUCAUACUCAACUCGACCCAGGUACUCACGGUUCUAUGUGCUCUACAGUUGCUGCCAUCGAUCAAGUUUACCUCACUAGUGUUUCUUUUGAUUCUUUUAGGGUUUGGUGUUUUGUAUCUUCCAUGGCUUCUUGGAUGACCAGGUAUUUUCCAACUUAACUCGUACAGCUUUGGUGUAAGUUUGAUGCAGAAUAUCGUAUUCCUUGUGGUGGCCCUCUAAAUUGAUGGCUUAUGCGGUAAAACCUCCACACUCAGAACUUUAGGUAGAAUCGCUGAUUUUCUAUACUUGUUUGUUGCAGUGUUUCUUUAUUUGUUACAAUAGGUGAGAGAGAGUUUGCUCAGAUUCAUUACAAGGACACGAUUAGGAAUUUUGACCCAAAUUUGCAGAUCUACUGUAUCAACAACUACUCAGUUGUCACCUGCAGGUAUUAGUUCUUAUUAG